GGCCAUGUCAGAGACUCCUGCAGAUUCUUGAAAACUCCUGGGUGGGCAACGCAAAUUCCAGGAUAUUUUUCCAUUAACUGAGAUGCAGGAACUGCGUGUUGAUACAGCUCCUCUCUUCCACCAGGUCCUGGAUGGGCAAACCACAUUCCAGGAUAUUUUUCCAUUAACUGAGAUGCAGGAACUGCGUGUUGAUACAGCUCCUCUCUUCCACCAGGUCCUGGAUGGGCAAACCACAUUCCAGGAUAUUUUUCCAUUAACUGAGAUGCAGGAACUGCGUGUUGAUACAGCUCCUCUCUUCCACCAGGUCCUGGAUGGGCAAACCACAUUCCAGGAUAUUUUUCCAUUAACUGAGAUGCAGGAACUGCGUGUUGAUACAGCUCCUCUCUUCCACCAGGUCCUGGAUGGGCAAACCACAUUCCAGGAUAUUUUUCCAUUAACUGAGAUGCAGGAACUGCGUGUUGAUACAGCUCCUCUCUUCCACCAGGUCCUGGAUGGGCAAACCACAUUCCAGGAUAUUUUUCCAUUAACUGAGAUGCAGGAACUGCGUGUUGAUACAGCUCCUCUCUUCCACCAGGUCCUGGAUGGGCAAACCACAUUCCAGGAUAUUUUUCCAUUAACUGAGAUGCAGGAACUGCGUGUUGAUACAGCUCCUCUCUUCCACCAGGUCCUGGAUGGGCAAACCACAUUCCAGGAUAUUUUUCCAUUAACUGAGAUGCAGGAACUGCGUGUUGAUACAGCUCCUCUCUUCCACCAGGUCCUGGAUGGGCAAACCACAUUCCAGGAUAUUUUUCCAUUAACUGAGAUGCAGGAACUGCGUGUUGAUACAGCUCCUCUCUUCCACCAGGUCCUGGAUGGGCAAACCACAUUCCAGGAUAUUUUUCCAUUAACUGAGAUGCAGGAACUGCGUGUUGAUACAGCUCCUCUCUUCCACCAGGUCCUGGAUGGGCAAACCACAUUCCAGGAUAUUUUUCCAUUAACUGAGAUGCAGGAACUGCGUGUUGAUACAGCUCCUCUCUUCCACCAGGUCCUGGAUGGGCAAACCACAUUCCAGGAUAUUUUUCCAUUAACUGAGAUGCAGGAACUGCGUGUUGAUACAGCUCCUCUCUUCCACCAGGACGAACUAUCCUGACACGAAUAUCUCUCGACUGUAUGCAUGAGUCCACUGAAAUAGGACCUCCUUCCAGUUCUAUUUUCCUUCAGGAUUCUGUCUGUGUACUUCGAC
Molecule: messenger RNA, 1222 nt
Organism: Populus euphratica (Euphrates poplar)
Lineage: Eukaryota; Viridiplantae; Streptophyta; Magnoliopsida; Malpighiales; Salicaceae
Exons: 2
Coding region: 83-1129 (348 amino acids)
Source: RefSeq, a predicted model, not a curated record